CUCGCACGUGUGGUGAGGCCGGAAGAAGACGCGUCUGGGGAUUCCUUGGUUUCGGGUGUCCCUUCUCCGGCAAAGGCUGCACCUGGGCCCUUCCUCGAGGCUGCGACAUGCCUCACAGGAAGAAGAAGCCCUUUAUAGAGAAGAAGAAAGCUGUCUCUUUUCAUUUGGUCCACCGAAGUCAGCGAGAUCCUUUAGCAGCAGAUGAGACUGCACCUCAGCGGGUUCUGUUGCCCACUCAGAAAAUAAAUGAUGAAGACAGACGAGCAGAACAGAGGAAGUAUGGUGUGUUCUUUGAUGAUGACUAUGACUACUUGCAGCACCUGAAGGAACCAUCUGGGCCCUCUGAGCUUAUUCCUACCAGUUUUUCAAGUACAUCCAACUGGAAAGAUGAUAAAGAAGAAACUUUAGUAAUUCCAAGCACUGGAAUUAAAUUGCCUUCGUCGGUGUUUGCAUCAGACUUUGAGGAAGAUGUUGGAUUAUUAAAUAAAGCUGCUCCUGUUUCAGGCCCUCGGCUGGAUUUUGAUCCUGACAUUGUUGCAGCUCUUGAUGAUGAUUUUGAUUUUGAUAAUCCAGAUAAUCUGCUUGAAGAUGAUUUUAUUUUUCAAGCCAAUAAGCCAAAAGAUGAGGAGGAAGGAUUGGAUCUACCGAAAGCUGAAGAUGGCAAUGAGUGGGAAGAUAUGGAUGAUGAUGAGGAGGAAAGUAGUGGCAAUGAGAAUGAUGACUCUGCAGACUCAUUAUUAGAUGAGGAUAUAUCUGUCCCUGGAAAACCUCUUGGAGAACUAGAAAAUCACUUUUUCUGGGAAGAGGAAACGAAAAGUCGCUUUACUGAGUAUUCUAUGACAUCCUCUGUCAUGAGGAGAAAUGAUCAGUUGACUUUGCAUGAUGAGAGAUUUGAGAAGUUUUAUGAACAAUAUGAUGAUGAUGAAAUUGGAGCACUGGAUAAUGCUGAAUUAGAAGGUUCCAUUCAAGUAGACAGCAGUCGUUUAGAGGAAGUUUUGAAUGACUACUAUAAAGAGAAGGCAGAGAAUUGUGUAAAAUUAAAUACUCUUGAACCCUUUGAGGAUCAAGAGUUACCAAUGAAUGAACUUGAUGGAUCUGAGGAAGAAGAGAUUGUUACUGUAGUUCUUGAAGAAGCCAAAGAAAAGUGGGACUGUGAAUCCAUUUGUAGUACUUACUCAAAUUUAUAUAAUCAUCCACAACUUAUCAAAUAUCAACCAAAGCCCAAACAAAUUCAGUUAUCUUCUAAAACAGGAAUACCUCUCCAUGUCUUACCCAAGAAAGGACUCACUGCAAAGCAAAUUGAACGAAUGCAGAUGAUUAAUGACAGUGACCUGCCAAAGGUGUCCACCCAGCCACGUUCUAAAAAUGAAAGCAAAGAAGCUAAAAGGGCAAGAAAGCAAGCGAUCAAAGAUGAGCGAAAGGAACGAAGGCUGGAGAAGAAAGCCAAUAAGUUAGCCUUCAAAUUGGAGAAAAGUAGACAGGAAAAGGAAUUGCUCAACUUGAAGAAGAAUGUAGAGGGUCUAAAGUUAUGACAGUGUGACAGUAGGACCUUUUUUGUUUUAUUUUUUUGUUUUUAAUGGGAUAUUUGGGGGUCAUACCCAGCUGUGAUCAGGGGUUACUCCUGGCUCUGUGCUAAGAAAUUGCUCCUGGCAGGCUCGGGUAACCAUGCGUGAUGCCAGGAAUUGAACCAGGGUCUAUCCUGGGUUGGAUGCAUGUACGGCAAACACCCUACUGCUGUGCUAUUGCUCUGGCCCAGACAGUAGGACAUUUAGGGUAAACAUACUGCCCAUUAAGACUACUAAAUAAGUUCAAGAUCGAAUGAAGUUCCUCAGAAUCACGAAAAUCACCUGUUGUUUUUAUGGACAAAUACUAAAAACAAUACAGUAUUUGUAUUUUUAUCAAUAAGCUGCUCUGCUUUCUUGAAAAUAUUGUAAAAAUUUAAAAAUGUACUAUAAGCUUAGGUUUGCUCUAAAAUAAUGACUUCAUGAAUAUGAAAUGUUUGGAUAAAAUAAAGGAAAAUAACUUAA
Messenger RNA from Suncus etruscus (white-toothed pygmy shrew), 2027 nucleotides. RefSeq names its product LTV1 ribosome biogenesis factor (gene LTV1). The transcript is spliced from 11 exons. The coding region runs from base 108 to 1532 and encodes 474 amino acids. The record is from RefSeq and is a predicted model, not a curated record. Gene Ontology annotation, cellular component: cytosol; preribosome, small subunit precursor; nucleus. Gene Ontology annotation, biological process: ribosomal small subunit biogenesis; ribosomal small subunit export from nucleus. Lineage: Eukaryota; Metazoa; Chordata; Mammalia; Eulipotyphla; Soricidae.